AUGAACUCCACCAAGGUCGUCAACGUUAUUAUCGCCAUUUUCUUGCCGCCAGUCGCCGUCUUCCUCGCGCGCGGCUGGGGGGUCGAGUGCAUAGUCGACCUCCUCCUGACUAUCUUUUUCUUCUUCCCGGGCAUGCUGUACGCGCUCUACAUCGUGCUCACCAGCUGA
Molecule: messenger RNA, 168 nt
Organism: Eremothecium gossypii ATCC 10895
Lineage: Eukaryota; Fungi; Ascomycota; Saccharomycetes; Saccharomycetales; Saccharomycetaceae
Gene: PMP3
Product: Pmp3p
Exons: 2
Coding region: 1-168 (55 amino acids)
Cellular component (GO): membrane
Source: RefSeq, marked provisional